GCCGAGAGACGCUUCGGGGACGUGGAAGGGCUCGGGUGGAAGAGGCGCCGGGAGCGAGGCCACGCCGGACCGGGCCCGGGAGGGGGCAUUGUCGGGGAGCGGGGGGGGGGGGCUGUGACGACACGAAGGGGGCGGGCCCUCGGGUAUAAAUAGGAGGCGCUGCUCGGCGGGCUUUCAGUUCAUUCAUAAGGAAGAGCGCGGAGGGAGGACUCGCGCGUUUUGCGGGAAAGCGCUCCGAAUUGCCGGAUUUCGGAAGGACAACCGCUCCCCGGACCCGAAUUGUUGGAUUUCGGAAGGACAACCGCUCCCCGGACCCGAAUUGCCGGAUUUCGGAAGGACAACCGCUCCCCGGACCCGAAUUGUUGGAUUUCGGAAGGACAACCGCUCCCCGGACCCGAACUGUUGGAUUUCGGAAGGACAACCGCUCCCCGGACCCGAAUUGUUGGAUUUCGGAAGGACAACCGCUCCCCGGACCCGAAUUGCCGGAUUUCGGAAGGACAACCGCUCCCCGGACCCGAACUGUUGGAUUUCGGAAGGACAACCGCUCCCCGGACCCGAAUUGUUGGAUUUCGGAAGGACAACCGCUCCCCGGACCCGAAUUGUUGGAUUUCGGAAGGACAACCGCUCCCCGGACCCGAAUUGCCGGAUUUCGGAAGGACAACCGCUCCCCGGACCCGAAUUGUUGGAUUUCGGAAGGACAACCGCUCCCCGGACCCGAACUGUUGGAUUUCGGAAGGACAACCGCUCCCCGGACCCGAAUUGUUGGAUUUCGGAAGGACAACCGCUCCCCGGACCCGAAUUGCCGGAUUUCGGAAGGACAACCGCUCCCCGGACCCGAACUGUUGGAUUUCGGAAGGACAACCGCUCCCCGGACCCGAAUUGUUGGAUUUCGGAAGGACAACCGCUCCCCGGACCCGAAUUGCCGGAUUUCGGAAGGACAACCGCUCCCCGGACCCGAAUUGUUGGAUUUCGGAAGGACAACCGCUCCCCGGACCCGAAUUGCCGGAUUUCGGAAGGACAACCGCUCCCCGGACCCGAAUUGCCGGAUUUCGGACUCUCUCCGGACUUGCCUGGACGCGGUGAAACUUUCUCCCGGCCCGGGAGAUGCUCCGGCUCUAGACCCACGCGGGUCCGGGCUCGUGGGCAGCGGCAGCGGGGCCUCCGCGGGGCUCUCCCUCCGGGGAGAUGUUCCAGGGCUUCCCCGGCGGCGGCGACUACGACUCGGCCGCCUCCCGCUGCAGCUCCAGCCCCUCGGCCGAGUCCCACUGCCUCUCCUCCUCCGUGGAUUCCUUCGGGAGCCCCGCCGGCCCCACUGGCCCCGCCUCCGCCCAGGAGUGCAGUGGCCUUGGGGAAAUGCCUGGAUCCUUUGUGCCGACAGUGACUGCCAUCUCGACUAGCCAAGACCUCCAGUGGCUGGUGCAGCCCACCCUGAUCUCCUCCAUGGCUCAGUCCCAGCAGCCACAGCAGCCCCAGCCCACGGUGGACCCCUACGACCUGCCCGGGACCAGCUACGCCACCCCGGGGAUGAGCGGCUACGUCUCCGGCCCCUCCGUGGCCCCUGCGCCCCCGCCACGCUCCGCCCGGGCCCGCCCACGAAGGCCACGCGAGGAAACGCUGACUCCCGAAGAAGAAGAAAAACGCCGUGUCCGUCGAGAGAGAAACAAGUUGGCUGCCGCCAAAUGCCGGAAUCGGCGCCGAGAGCUGACGGACCGCCUUCAAGCGGAGACGGACCAACUGGAGGAAGAGAAAGCGGAGCUGGAGUCGGAGAUCGCCGAGUUACAGAAGGAGCGGGAGCGCUUGGAGUUUGUCCUGGUGGCUCACAAGCCCAGCUGCAAGAUCCCUUACGAGGAGCUGGGCCCCGACUUGGGGGGCUCUUCUUCCGCCAGCGAGGUGGGCGCCCUGGGCCUGCCGGUCAAAGAGGACCCCUUUGCGCCCACGGCCUAUGCCCCGCUGCCCGUCCAUUACCAGCAGCACCAGCAGCAGCAGCAGAGCCUUGGCGGACUCCCGGCCGUGGCCCCGGCGGAGGUAGCGUUUUCUAGUUCUUACUUUACACAUGGUGAAGCGCUGACCGACCCGUACCCCGUUAACCCUUCCUAUACGUCUUCGUUUGUGUUCACCUACCCAGAGGGAGCCAGCUGCGGAGCAAGCCACCAGCGGAACAGCAGCAGCGACCACUCCUCCGAUUCCCUGAACUCUCCCUCGCUCCUUGCUUUGUGAAAACUCAGAACAAACAAAAGGCCCAAACUCAAACAAACAAACAAACCCAACCCCAUUAAAAACCACAUGCGCCAUUCUUCAAUGAGUCAAAGGCGGGCCAAGAGACGGGGGGAAAGGCGCAUGCGACUGCCGUCUUAGCCGAACCGGGAGCAUCCAAUGUACAAAACAUCCCGCCUGGGCAUUCGUUUGCAUUUGGGAAAAAUACAAAACUGCCCAGCCUGCGAAACCGCCAUCAUUUCAGCCACGCGGCCGUGCUGUUGUUGUUGUCGCUCUUCUACUCUUGCUGUCGUGAAACUUUGCUUGCAACGGACAAUGCAAAUGCACAAAACGCACGGACGGAGAACCUUUUGCCAAGGGAGAUACGCUCUGUGUUCGGUAUUUUCACGUGACGCUUCGAUCGAGGAGAUUUUCAACCUGCGAGAUGGAUCCUGCCAAUCGGAGGAGUUCCUAGCCCGGCUUUUGCUUGGGAAACAGUCGGGCCUUCGCCUUCUGUAUCUCUCCAAUGAGCUGGACUAUGACGUCUCUUAUUUCCUUGCUGUUUGUACGAAGCCGAGCAAAAGUCUUUCCCUGAUCCAUUGGGAAAACAAUGGGGGUCCCCCAUUUGUGUCCGGCACCUUUUUGCUGCAAAAGCUGUGUUCUCGCUAACUGUAUUGGCUGCUAAUUGUGAAUAUUUGUGCCCGUUGCAUGCUUCGAAAACGGCCACCUCGAUGCUUUUUCUCCUGUUCUCGGUCAGCCAGUUUGAGCAUAAACCCCACUUAGUGUGUCUCCUUGAGCCAAGCUGGGUUUUUCCCCCAGAAAUCUGUGCCAUAGUC
This is a messenger RNA of Anolis carolinensis (green anole), 3029 nucleotides long. RefSeq names its product FosB proto-oncogene, AP-1 transcription factor subunit (gene fosb). The record is from RefSeq and is a predicted model, not a curated record. Bases 1186 to 2217 code for a protein of 343 amino acids. Gene Ontology annotation, molecular function: RNA polymerase II cis-regulatory region sequence-specific DNA binding; DNA-binding transcription factor activity, RNA polymerase II-specific. Gene Ontology annotation, cellular component: nucleus. Gene Ontology annotation, biological process: regulation of transcription by RNA polymerase II. The transcript is spliced from 4 exons. Lineage: Eukaryota; Metazoa; Chordata; Lepidosauria; Squamata; Anolidae.